Bolinopsis microptera is the source of this 2512-nucleotide messenger RNA. RefSeq lists its product as uncharacterized. The coding region runs from base 169 to 2181 and encodes 670 amino acids. The record is from RefSeq and is a predicted model, not a curated record. The transcript is spliced from 17 exons. Lineage: Eukaryota; Metazoa; Ctenophora; Tentaculata; Lobata; Bolinopsidae.
AGUUAAAAGAUGGCAAUGGAUGCCGAAGAGUGAAACGUGCUGCUAAAUAGUGCAAUAGCGAUACAAACGAUAAAGUAGCCCGACUCGUCGCUGGAGCAGCAUAUCAACAAUCUCUUUGUUACAGCUCCAGUGUAGCUGUGUAAUUCCUCAAACCCAACCCACGGCAAGAUGGUUCUGGCGGACAACUUCUCCAUCUUCCAGGAUGUGUACUGUGGAGGCCCCCUCUCUACCGACCACUCCAAGACUUACCGCAACACCCUCGCCAUGUCUCCCCUCAAAUCCUUCUUAAAGGUGAAACGAACGAUACAGCUGAUAGGCAACACUAACCUGAACCUGGCUUUCAGACAAAUAGACAAUAUGGAGCGUCUCGCCAUGUCCGAGUACCAGGUGUACGAGAAAAAACAAGAGAAGACGAUGGAGCGAAUAUCUCGUAAAUCCAACAACAAACGCUUGCGGAGGUUAGAGAAGAUUAUCACAAAGAACCCUUUAGAUGAGGAUGAAGAGGAGGACUCAGAUUCUAAGAGUUCUCAGAGAUAUGUUAGAAAGAGACGGAGAAAGAUGAAAGCUAGAAAAAGAGCAGGAGCGGGUGGCACCUACAUGAAAAGACUGAAGCUAGCCUCCGACAGUCUUAAGAGUACUGACCCUGAGUCCAGUUACGGGACUGUCCUCAAUAUGGACUCCUACCUCGCGUUUAAAGACUUUUCCGGCUCCAAAGCUGGGAAAACCAAAAAGAAAAGUCGGCGGAAAGGGAUGGUGUUGAGCAGAACAGAACAGAAAGCUAUCGAGAGCACAGCUAGAGAAACGCUAGACAAGCUCUUACCAAAAUGGAAAGGCGAAAAAUCGCCAAGUUCGUUGACAAACGCAGAAAUUGAACGAAAGAAGGAAGAUCUGUUUCAAAAUAUUGGGGAACUUCACACCUCUCUGUCAGUGUCAGAGCUUCUAGCACAACCGAAAUGGCGCCGGGGAUUCAGACCGUCUAAAGUUAUAGCUGAGACCCCAGAUAAGAAGCCUACGGUAAACCUGGGGACCACUAGGAUUAGGAAACCGUCAGCUGGGUUCGAGACAAUCUUCACUAGCUCCCGACCCAUCCCCCUUCCUUCUGCAAAGAGAGUCAUUCCUAAGUUCCUCAACAGAAGGGAACUUCUUGAAAGCAAUCAGCUCUACAAGUUAACACGCGACAGCAAGACGAGGGAAUUGAAAAUAGACGAGGAAAUCGCGCUGCUGGGAUCUUAUGCCGGUAUUACAAGAUACAACUACCUCCGUGAUGGUGACGAGAAACUGAAGGAGAAGAGACUAGAGUACAACAAACAACUGGACAAGCUGCACCGCCGGAAGCUCGGCCUCAAGAGAUCCUGGAUAAACGUCGUCAGCAAGCGAAGGAACAGUCUGGAUCCCAGGAUGGGUCUCCCUAAGAAUGCCCCCAUGAUGCCUCUUAUUCCUAAUCUUAGAAAGAGAAUAAACAAGUUGGCACGAGUAAAGAAAGCUGAGAGGAAGACCAACAACCUCUUCCUGGAUAUUUUACGGAAGAUUGAUGAGAAGAAUGAAACUGCAGAUGAGCCAAGAAUCUCGGAUGAAUCUCCUACUGGUAGUGGGGGUUCAGCUCCCCCUGAUGUUUACCGCCCGACUCCAAACUUACUGGACUCAAGUCAAAACUCAGAGAGAUUGGUCCUUCCCGCUUUGAUAAAGACUCCAAGAACGCCAAGAACUCCACGAAAAUUAGAAAGCCAAGCUUCUUCAUUGAACUCAACUUCGUUAAAUUCGACUGAAGAUUUUCAGAAAGCAUUUAACCUACCAACCAAAACCCCGGGUGAGCGUCGUCUUGAGACUGAGAACAAACGAGAACAAAAACAGAAGACGGGACUUAAAAAGAGGGGCUCCAAGAUCACUCUACCAUCCAUUAUAACAGCGGUUAAACCUGCCAUGGCGAUGAAACGUGAACGUUCCAUCGUAACUACAAAUAACCACUUAUCCACUAACCAAUUGGCCGUCCCUGUACAUUCGCUAAACUCAAUGUCGACUCCUAACCUUCCCGAAAGAGAGCCCAGCAGCGGGGAACGCAGAUCCUCGAUACCAGACCUCAAACCUCAGCUUACCUCCGAGGAUUUAGGCUUUAAGAUGAACAUAUUCCUCAGCGGACUAUCGUCAGACUCCAAACCAGGCAUGCCUCCCGUAGUCGGAUGAAGGGUUUAGGAACAUUAUUAUAUUAAUGUGGUCUGGUGGUCAAGAUACUGUGCAAUAACCUGGAGUUCAGACCCUUAAUCUGGAGUUCAGACCCUUUAUCUGGAGUUUAGACUCUUAAUCUGGAGUUCAGACCCUAAAUCUGGAGUUCAGACCCUUAAUCUGGAGUUCAGACCCUUAAUCUGGAGUUCAGACCCUUGAUCUGGAGUUCAGACCCUUUAUCUGGAGUUCAGACCCUUAAUCUGGAGUUCAGACCCUUUAUCUGGAGUUCAGACCCUUAAUCUGGAGUUCAGACCCUUAAUCUGGAUUCUGGAGUUCAGACCCUUAAUCUGGA